AGCGGGCUCUUUCAUGGCUCCCUUAGCCGAAAUUGGGGGCUUCCUAGGAGGCUUGGAAGGGUUAGGGCAGCAGGUGGGCUCCCAUUUCCUGCUGCCUCCUGCCGGGGAGCAGCCGGCUCUGCUCAGCGAUCGCCUGGCUCAGGCCGAGAGGGGGUCCAGAGGUGGAGGAGGUGCGGCGACUGGGACUGCGGAUUUAUCCCAUUUACAGGGCAUCCUACGCCGGAGGCAGCUCUACUGCCGGACGGGCUUCCACCUGCAGAUCCUGCCCGAUGGCACCGUGCAGGGCACCAGGCAGGACCACAGCCUCUUCGGUAUCCUUGAAUUCAUCAGUGUGGCAGUGGGACUGGUCAGUAUUAGAGGAGUGGACAGUGGCCUUUACCUUGGAAUGAAUGACAAAGGAGAACUCUAUGGAUCUGAGAAACUAACUUCUGAAUGCAUCUUCAGAGAACAGUUUGAAGAGAACUGGUAUAACACUUAUUCUUCCAACGUGUACAAACAUGGAGACUCGGGUCGGCGGUAUUUCGUAGCACUUAACAAAGAUGGUACUCCCAGAGAUGGGGCUAGAUCCAAAAGACAUCAGAAAUUCACACACUUCCUACCCAGGCCAGUGGAUCCUGAAAGAGUCCCAGAACUCUACAAAGAUGUGUUAGGAUACAGUUGAAAUGGGACAGAGUGUUUGAAAGGAAACCAAAACAAAACCCAUUCUUUCCUACCACAGCUUCCAUGGUAACACAAGCAGGAAGAACUUUCAAAUACUGCAGAGUUACCAGGC
This is a messenger RNA of Caretta caretta (loggerhead turtle), 772 nucleotides long. It is a transcript of the gene FGF20, whose product is annotated as fibroblast growth factor 20. The record is from RefSeq and is a predicted model, not a curated record. Gene Ontology annotation, molecular function: growth factor activity. Lineage: Eukaryota; Metazoa; Chordata; Testudines; Cheloniidae.